AGCUUCAGGAACAUGAAGUGGAAAAGAAUAAAAGGAAAUGAGUAUAUCGUCGCGUUUACGUGUGCUUGUGAAAGUGACGACAUGCGCUUGGUCGUUUCCGUCUCGGAUUUUAGUAAUUUAUACACAACUGAUUACUCCCGGAAGGAUUUGAUCCGUGAUAACCCAAGAUUCAACGAGUGCGAGUUUCGCGAAGACGUUAUACUUGAUUGGUUGUACGACACUUUGAAGCAGUCUCCUGGGGAUAAUUUUUCGGUUUGCGCAAUUGGAGACCGAGAAGUACGUUUGAACUUCGGUUGCGAGUACUUGCACCGGGAGUUCAAAUGGGAGUUUCUGGUGCCAGUCGCCCGCGGAAAUCAAUUUCUCAAGUAUGUGAUGGAGCCGCCAGUGAGACUUGUGUUGGAUCUCUUGGAACAGCGUGAAGAAUUAUUCCGUUUGCUAGAAGCAAAAGAUGUGCAGAUUCACGAAUUGGAGUCGUCGGGUGAGAAGCUCAAAACGUUGGCAUUUGACAAGAAAACAUUUGUGGAUGGUUUUCGUUUGGAAAAUGCCUUUGAAGAUCCUUUGGUAAAGCUUUUCACGCAAAAUGGUAUUUCUUUGGAUGAGAGGUGUUCGAAGUAUUUCUCGAAUCCCGGUGGUAGUCAGCUUACAAAACCUGCGGAAAAAAGUGCAAUAAACGACGUAUCAAGUCCGAUUAAGUCAGGGAACGCACCUCCAAAGCCAAGUCCACGGAAAGUUUUAUCGCAAGAAGAUAAAAUCAAGCGAAGGCGGCAGUUGGCUUCCGAGCUGAAAGCCGGUCAUACGAAAGAUUCUGGGAAACGGUCGAAAAAGUGUGCGCGUUAUUUAAAGAUGCCAUCGGUUACUUUUAGCGAUGAGCGUCUUCCAUCACGGAGUACAGAUGUCGCUGUAGAUGCGUACACGCACAGCAGCAACGAUGUAGUCCAUUUGAAAUUGGUUCGGAAUGCUGCCGAUUUUGAAGACGAAGAGAAGGAAUUCAAUCCUGGGAUGACGCAUCAAAUCUACGGAGCAGAUGAGGAAAUUUUCGGGUUCAAAACGGUGGACAUCAAGCUUUUCUUCACCGCUGCAAAUUUGAGAAUGUUUCUGAAAAUUAAAGCAAGCGACCCUAUCAAAGACAGCAGUGGUAAAGCUCUGCCUUCCGUGGUUAGUAGACUGGCUCAUUUUUUCCUUCGGCAAGACGAUUUAGAGAAGCCUCUGCGAAUGAUCUUACCGAAAGAAGGAAUAAUGACGAAUCCAGACGAUUUUUUGAAACUGCUGGAUGAGGAGCACAAGUUCAAACCGUUCGGAUCUAAGGUCCACUCUUUCACAAGAGAAGACAACGAUGGAUCUUACGAAAUUUACCGUUGUGACUUGAUCACGUCACCUGGUUUUCUAGAAUUUCACGAAAGGUUGCAAACGUUUGUGCUUCUCUUCAUCGACGGCGGGAGUUAUAUCGAUACUGACGACGACAAGUGGCAGUUUUUCAUCCUGUACGAAAAGUAUAAGGAUGAAACGGGAGUCCCUCGAUAUGCUGUUGCAGGGUAUUCAACGAUCUACGAGUAUUACGCGUAUCCCGACAAACGGCGUCCUAGGAUUUCUCAGUUCCUUAUUCUACCGCCGUUUCAACGGUUCGGAUUAGGGACCGAAUUGUUGCGUUCCGUAUACCGUUACUACCAAUGCUCGCCGCUCAUCGUAGACAUUACAGUAGAAGAUCCAAGUGAUGAGUUUCAGAUGCUCAGGCAUUACGUGGACUCGUCCAUGUGCCGCGAAUUGCCGGCCUUCCAGCCUGCUCUCUUGAAGAAAGGUUUCACAAAAGAAAUGUGCCUGCAAGCGAAUGAAAAUUUCAAGUUGAAUCCGAAACAAGUCCGUCGCGUAUACGAGAUUCUGCGCCUGGGGGUGACAAAUCUACAAGAUCCAGCGGAUUUGAAGGAAUAUAGACUCGACAUCAAGAAGAGGCUCUUUUCUAUGAACAAGGAAAAUUCUCGAGCAUUGAAAUUCAACGCCACCUCCAACAAAGAUAUCAAGGAACUGCUGAUGACGACGUGUAAUCCCGACGUCAUGAAGCAACAGCUGAAGGAACUGUACGAUUCCGUUUUCCCGAUCUAUUUGGAAAUAUGGUCAAAAGUUGAAAGAUCUGGAAAGCACUAAAAUGCCUGUGAAGAUUUGAAUUGUUCAUUUCAGCGAGUACCUUGCUCAACGAUGCCGAUCUUUGCUUAGGUUUACAAAUUUUUUACUUAGAUCAAUCAGUUCGAUCCGGGUUUUUUUUUUUUUUAAUUAGCGUUUCUCUGAAAAAUCUUGUUGCGGGUAUAAUUUUAAUAUAGUUUCUUUAUACA
Messenger RNA from Notodromas monacha, 2324 nucleotides. Lineage: Eukaryota; Metazoa; Arthropoda; Ostracoda; Podocopida; Cyprididae. The record is from the annotation of a GenBank genome assembly.